Molecule: messenger RNA, 576 nt
Organism: Biomphalaria glabrata
Lineage: Eukaryota; Metazoa; Mollusca; Gastropoda; Planorbidae
Product: 110 kDa antigen-like
Exons: 2
Coding region: 1-576 (191 amino acids)
Source: RefSeq, a predicted model, not a curated record
AUGUACAGACAAGAAGGGAGCUUUGCAUCAAGUAAUGGUCGUAAUUUGCUCACCCUUGCUAUAGAAGCAUAUAGACCUGAAAACACUGAACAUGCUAUAGGAGCAAGGAGACCAGAAAGAACUGAACAUGCUAUAGGAGCAUGGAGACCUGAAAACACUGAACAUGCUAUAGGAGCAUGGAGACCUGAAAACACUGAACAUGCUAUAGGAGCAAGGAGACCAGAAAGAACUGAACAUACUAUAGGAGCAUGGAGACCAGAAAGAACUGAACAUGCUAUAGAAGCAUAUAGACCUGAAAACACUGAACAUGCUCUAGAAGCAUGGAGACCAGAAAGAACUGAACAUGCUAUAGGAGCAAGGAGACCAGAAAGCACUGAACAUGCUAUAGAAGCAUGGAGACCAGAAAGAACUGAACAUACUAUAGGAACAUGGAGACCAGAAAGAACUGAACAUGCUAUAGGAACAUGGAGACCAGAAAGAACUGAACAUACUAUAGGAACAUGGAGACCAGAAAGAACUGAACAUGCUAUAGGAACAUGGAGACCAGAAAGAGCUGAACAUGCUCUAGGAGCAUGA